This is a messenger RNA of Pyrgilauda ruficollis (rufous-necked snowfinch), 276 nucleotides long. Its product is annotated as transcription factor RelB homolog. The transcript has 2 exons. Gene Ontology annotation, biological process: non-canonical NF-kappaB signal transduction; response to cytokine; innate immune response. Lineage: Eukaryota; Metazoa; Chordata; Aves; Passeriformes; Passeridae. The annotation marks the transcript as partial. The record is from RefSeq and is a predicted model, not a curated record. Gene Ontology annotation, cellular component: cytoplasm. Gene Ontology annotation, molecular function: DNA-binding transcription factor activity, RNA polymerase II-specific; RNA polymerase II cis-regulatory region sequence-specific DNA binding.
GGGGAUUCCAGAAGGGCCCAAAAAAAUUUGGGAAUUUUGGGGUUCCCGGCAGUUUCAGCAACCUGGGCAUUCAGUGUGUGAAGAAGAAGGAAAUCGAGGGCGCCAUCGAGAAGAAGCUGCAGCUGGGGAUCGACCCCUUCAAAGCGGGCUCCCUGCGGAACCACCAGGAGGUCGAUCUCAACGUGGUCCGGAUUUGCUUCCAGGCCUCGUUCCGGGACCGCGCCGGGAUCCCCCGCAGCCUCAGCCCGGUGCUGUCCCAGCCCAUCUUCGACAAGA